GGCUGCCCGAAAAACGAGUCGCUGCCGCGGCGCAGAGCGCAUAGCUCGCCAGCAGGCUGCACCCAUCAAAACGAGCCAUGCGCCUCGCCGCAUUUGCCAUCCUGCACGCGGCGGCAGCCAAGAAGACCAAGCGGUGGUGCGGCGCCCAAGGACUAGAGCAGUACAAACGGGGCAUCGACCGGGACCAGCUGGAAGGCUGGGGCGUUCUGUUGCUCGGUGCACAUGCCACGACAAUACCGGAGAUCGCGCCACUUGCCGAGUCGAUGCGGUCGCGCCUCGGCACUCUCGUAAUGACUGCAGCGGAGAGGAAUGACGCCUGGGACGAGUUGUGUUCCAGAGACGGGGCGCACUGCUUCGUUGGGGACGUACCUCUCGUACCACAUAAAGCCGCAGCAGUCGUAGCCAUAGACCACUGGGAUUUCAGCAGAGAGUCGGGAAUGGCCUACGCUCGAAGACUGAGGGAGCUCAUGCACCCCGAAGGGAGGCUGCUCAUAGGGACGACGAACAACGCCACGUCUACAUUAUCACCGGAGAAGUGGUCCGACGCGUUGGACGCCGCGGGGUUUCCUUUCGUGUUCUUCGCCAAAGAUGGGUGCGACGACGCGAUCGCCGCGACCGUGCCGGGUACCGGGCCCUUGAUCCAGGCUGAACGUCGCAUGGAGAUUGUAGACGACGUGCUGACGCCUCCCUGUGAUGUCAUUGACGGUCGCAUUCUACGUACUAGAUUGAACGAGCGAGACGAGAGAGCUUCUUUAUAUGAGGGUGCUUACUUCGGCAAGGACCACGCCAUACGAGCCGUGCGCGUUGGUCCAUGGUGGAACGCGACACAAGAGGCUGUGGAGAGAGUCUGGCUGAAUUUGGAGGGCGUCCAAGCCACUGGUGAACCUUUCGCAGUGAUCCCCAAGUACUUCGCGACCUUCAACGAACACGUGGCGCGGUUGGUUCCUGCGAAUGCGACACGUGUUCUGGACGUCGGCUGCGGCGCCGGUUUGUUCCUGAAAAAACUUAAGGAAGAACGGCCCUCGUUAAUUAUUGAUGGCGUCGAGCCCGACCCGAUUGCCGCACUCGCGGCCAAAGAACAUUUAGAUAGCAUCACGCAUGGUAGUAUGCCGGAAAUAGCGAACAUUUUCUCAGAUGAUACCUACGACGCCAUCAUCCUAUCUGAUGUGUUGGAGCACCUGGUGCAUCCCGAUAAACUGUUAAGAGCGCUAUCACCAAAGUUAACGCGGGGCGGUGUCUUGUGUAUAUCGUUACCCAAUAUACGUUUCUGGCCCGAGUUCGUGCGGCCUUUACUAACGGGAGCAUGGGACUACGCGCCCCAUGGUGUGUUGGAUCGGACGCACCUCCGCUGGUUCACUUAUUCGUCGUUUAUGCGCCUCGCGGACGCUGCCGGGUUUAUAGAGGCGGCACCGCUACUCAGGAUGCACUACGGCGAAGACCAGAAGGCUCCUCGAAGUCUCUUGGAGGCUUUGGCGGCCGACGCCGGCAGUGACGCGGCGAAUUCCUUUUAUGACGAAUCCGACGUGCGCCAGUACUUGAUCACACUCAAGCGGCGCGACGAGCCGCCGCCACCACGACCCUACGACCCGGCCAUUUUGGAGGCGCGGCUGGCGGAGAUCGACAAGUGGCAGACGGACCAGCGCUGGACGGGGGCGUCGAGGGACUCGGAGAGCGAGUGGGUGAGCCCAACGGAUCAAGCGAAGCGCGUGGAACUUUAACCUUGUUGUUGUUUCUUUACCAGGACGACGACACGGCGAU
Pelagomonas calceolata is the source of this 1758-nucleotide messenger RNA. The record is from the annotation of a GenBank genome assembly. Lineage: Eukaryota; Pelagophyceae; Pelagomonadales; Pelagomonadaceae.